CGCCAAUAAAUGCAACAACAACUGGGCGGAAGCGAUAGAGUGUCAUGAAAGAAGAAUGGAGGUAGGAGAGAUAAAUCUAGAAGCUAAAAGACAAAGAGAGAUUUGGGAUAAAUAUAUUCAGCAAGUGACCAGGGAAUGGCAAGUAAUAAAAGAGGGGGACACGUCCGACGGGAAUGUUCUUGAACAGAUCUGUCAGAAAGAAAAAGAACAAAAGCUGACGCUCUUAUCAAGGGAAAAGGAACGGAAAACAAAACGAAAAAACAUAGAGAAUAAACUUCACAGCGAGAUCAGAUCCAUAGAACUAGAAAAUGACACGGGCGAGGUCCGCGAGGGGGAAGUGAUAAAACGGCAUUGUGUCAGGUAAUUCAAAGAGUUUGUAAUUAUG
This is a messenger RNA of Ostrea edulis (European flat oyster), 385 nucleotides long. RefSeq lists its product as uncharacterized. The record is from RefSeq and is a predicted model, not a curated record. Bases 56 to 364 code for a protein of 102 amino acids. Lineage: Eukaryota; Metazoa; Mollusca; Bivalvia; Ostreida; Ostreidae. The transcript has 2 exons.